Fusarium musae is the source of this 942-nucleotide messenger RNA. RefSeq lists its product as uncharacterized. Gene Ontology annotation, molecular function: oxidoreductase activity. The record is from RefSeq and is a predicted model, not a curated record. The transcript is spliced from 3 exons. Gene Ontology annotation, cellular component: cytosol. NCBI's taxonomy places the organism in Eukaryota, Fungi, Ascomycota, Sordariomycetes, Hypocreales, Nectriaceae. Bases 1 to 942 code for a protein of 313 amino acids.
AUGCCUUCUACAGCAGAAACUAGACCCGAGGAAAACCCCUGGGAGAAUGCCGAGGCACCUACCCACGGCAGCAAUCUCAUAACCAAAGUUCAUCGCGAAUCAUACGAGGCAAUCUCACCAACUCGUCCCGAACUCUCUCAGGCCGGCCAUACUGUUCUCGUCGCUGGAGCCUCCACUGGAAUUGGCUUUAGCAUCGCCGAGUCUUUCGCCGCCGCUUCUGCGACUCGUCUCAUCAUCACCGGCCGUCGCCAGGAUACUUUGGACAAAGCUGCUGAGAAAAUCAAGACAAAGUACCCUAAUGUUGAGGUCAUCCCGAUUAACAAUGACUUUGCUAAUGAGAAUGCCACGCGAGAGUUCUGGAAGAAACUUGGUGACGAGGGUGUCUUCGUUGAUGUUCUCGUGUUGAGUGCUGCGAAAAUGUGGUUGCCCAACACUAUUCUUGGACUUGGAUAUGAGACCUUCAAGGAUGGCCUUGGAGUGAACCUUAUUGCUCCGUAUUUGUGGACGAGCCUGUUUUAUAAGCAGCGUGAAAUCGACCCUUCACGAAAACUGGUCCUUGUCAACUUAUCCAGCAUUGCAAUCCAUCUAACUCAGCUUUCUGUUCCCAUUCCUCUUUACUCAAUCACCAAGAGCGCUGGGACGAUGAUGAUGCAGCACAUCGCCAUGACUGUACCUUCCAGCGAGAUGCAGGUCAUCAGUUUCGAGCCGGGACUCCACUACACUGAAUCGUUCGAACGUUUCACCGAUGAGAACAGUUUCAAGUGGGAUGACAUCAAAUUGCCUGGCGAUUUUGCUGUCUGGGCAGCGUCUGAAGAAGCCGAAUUCCUCCAUGGUCGGUUUGUAUGGGCAAAGUGGGAUGUCGAUGAGCUCAAGAUUGGACCUCUUCGGAAGAAGAUUGAGAGUGACGCUUCCCUUUUCAGGGUUGGAGUCAGUGGAUAUUAA